Molecule: messenger RNA, 2011 nt
Organism: Oryza sativa Japonica Group (Japanese rice)
Lineage: Eukaryota; Viridiplantae; Streptophyta; Magnoliopsida; Poales; Poaceae
Source: RefSeq, a predicted model, not a curated record
AAAAACACGUACAUAAAAGUUUUAUUUAUAAAUUAUAUUUCGUUUGUAUAAAUAUAUUGUUUGGCUUCUUCCCCGAAUAAGCUAAAUGAUUGGGCUGUACCUUCCUCUCCGCAGCCAUAGGAUAACAAACGCACGGUUCUCAUCUUCCAUCGUCACUCACCGACACCAUCCGUAGGUCUUCCAGGAGCUCCUUCCUGCCACGUCAUCAAUGGCGAUGAUGGGUGGCUGACAGUCAAACGCACCCCACGCCUCCUCCCCUUCCCCCCUCUCUCCCUCCAUGGCUUCCCUCGCCUCCCCUCCUCUCCCCUGCCGCGCCGCCGCCACCGCCAGCCGCAGCGGGCGUCCUGCUCCGCGCCUCCUCGGCCCUCCGCCGCCGCCCGCUUCCCCUCUCCUCUCCUCCGCUUCGGCGCGCUUCCCGCGUGCCCCCUGCAACGCCGCACGCUGGAGCCGGCGCGACGCCGUGCGGGUUUGCUCUCAAGCUGGUGCAGCUGGACCAGCCCCAUUAUCGAAGACAUUGUCAGACCUCAAGGAUUCCUGCUGGAGAUUUUUACGGCCACAUACAAUUCGAGGAACUGCCUUGGGAUCCAUAGCAUUAGUUGCUAGAGCUUUGAUAGAGAACCCCCAACUGAUAAAUUGGUGGUUGGUAUUCAAAGCGUUCUAUGGGCUCGUGGCGUUAAUCUGUGGCAAUGGUUACAUCGUUGGGAUCAAUCAGAUCUAUGACAUUAGAAUCGAUAAGGUAAACAAGCCAUAUUUACCAAUUGCUGCCGGUGAUCUCUCAGUUCAGACAGCAUGGUUAUUGGUGGUAUUAUUUGCAGCUGCGGGAUUUUCAAUUGUUGUGACAAACUUUGGACCUUUCAUUACCUCUCUAUAUUGCCUUGGUCUAUUUCUUGGCACCAUAUACUCUGUUCCUCCAUUCAGACUUAAGAGAUAUCCUGUUGCUGCUUUUCUUAUCAUUGCAACGGUCCGUGGUUUUCUUCUCAACUUUGGUGUGUACUAUGCUACUAGAGCAGCACUGGGUCUUACAUUCCAAUGGAGCUCGCCUGUUGCUUUCAUUACAUGCUUCGUGACUUUAUUUGCUUUGGUCAUUGCUAUAACCAAAGAUCUCCCAGAUGUUGAAGGGGAUCGGAAGUAUCAAAUAUCAACUUUGGCGACAAAGCUCGGUGUCAGAAACAUUGCAUUUCUUGGCUCUGGUUUAUUGAUAGCAAAUUAUGUUGCUGCUAUUGCUGUAGCUUUUCUCAUGCCUCAGGCUUUCAGGCGCACUGUAAUGGUGCCUGUGCAUGCUGCCCUUGCCGUUGGUAUAAUUUUCCAGACAUGGGUUCUGGAGCAAGCAAAAUAUACUAAGGAUGCUAUUUCACAGUACUACCGGUUCAUUUGGAAUCUCUUCUAUGCUGAAUACAUCUUCUUCCCGUUGAUAUAGAGACCAAGCAAUCUGAUAUGGUCUGCAUGUUGAGUGCGGCAAAAACUAGAAGCCCAUAUGAACAGUGGGAGUAAGGGAACGAACAUGCCAUCCAUGGGAAGACUCUGAUAACUCUCUCUCGCCCGGGCUGUAAAGGGUAAGCACUGUUGUGCAUAUAUAUGAAAGGAAGGUGAUAAAGCAGGGAUGCUAAAUUGCUACUGGGAUCCUUAAAGGCUUAUAGUGGUCACCAGUGGAAUGUGCCUUAAUAAUUUGGUUACCUAGCAGAGCAAGUUUUUGCAGGUUAUUAGGUAAUAUCUUUGAGGGAAUGAACUUAGAUUUCAUUGUUUUAAGGUCUGGUCACACAACGGGUAGUAGUUCUGGAGCGGCAAAAGACGACCUUGUUUUACACUACCAAGGGAGGUUAACUCUAGUUUUCAUGUGACCACUUACCUUGAGAGUUGAGACCAUGGAAUCACUUGUCGACUCCUCGGCUUGUAUAUUUCUAGUGUCAGCAUUUGCAUUCUCCUCCACACUUGUACUUGAAGAGUUGAAGACAACUUUUUUGUUUGUGUAUUUCUGGAGUGUCAGCAUUUGCAUUCAUCCGGCUUUCUUUCA